AUGGCGAAUCGGACUGCAUCAAGCUAUGACGGGCUUGGCUUCGCUCAGCAGCCUGAUGAAUAUGAUCUUGGAGCUCUCGCAGAUGUGGUUCCUGUCUCCAGACUUGAUGAAAGCGGAUUCUUAUCAACGACUGCAUGUUCUGAAGAAGCACCACCUCAAUCCCUGUCUCAAUAUGCACGAAUCUCGACCGAGUUGAGUCGCAGUGAAACCAUAACAUUAUUACAGCGCAAUCCUCCGGAGACCCAUUUCGGUAGCAUAAAACUUCUCCAAUCCUGGUUGCCUACAAUUGACCCAAACGAUCAGAAAUCCCUGACUCUAGUCUCCUAUUUAUCGCGAAGACACCUUGCCCUAGGUUUACAGCUGGGCCUGACCAUUGUUUUUCUUGCUAUAAAUAUAUCCACAACAGUAUGGGCAACAAUACGAUAUGAUAUCAAAGGAGACACGGGAACUGUGUUUCAGGGAAGUUGCACCAAGGCCAACCGGCUGAACUCCGGAUUCCAUUUGGUCAUCAAUAUCUUGUCGACUGCUGUUCUCGGAGCCAGCAACUUUUCAAUGCAGAUACUAGCCAGCCCGACGCGGGGAGAGGUUGAUCGUGCCCAUAGCAGAAAGAAGUGGUUCAACAUCGGCACUCCCAGCCUGAAAAACCUAGGAAUGAUCAGCCGAAUGCGUGUUAUUGUGUAUGCUGUUCUCGCGCUCAGCUCGGCGACUCUGCAUCUCUUCUGGAACUCAGCAAUAUUCGAAUCGUUUCCCUUCAUUUCGUACACAACUGUUUUCGUGACAGAUGAUUACCUAACGAAUAACAACCCAUGGGGGGAUGUUGGAGAUGAUCAUACUCGAGCGCCCCAGACGAACGGACGGGAAUUUGACCGGCUUAAUGGAACAAGCUGCAUUCAACGAUACAUGGACCCACUGUCAGGCGCUGGGGACAUUGUGGUUUUAACCAACCUGCUAGACAAUAGUCUGACAAACAACGACUCCACCUCUUUCGUCAAAAGCUUCCGCAUUUGGGACACGAGCAAUUGGGAUCGGUUGCAAACAUGGAUCUAUGAUAGUCCCGACUAUCCGCAUCGUCCAUACUCAGAGCGUAAGCUGCUUCCGUAUGCUGGCAAUUGGACCGUGAAUGUCGAAGGUCAAGCUAUCCCAGUGGAAUAUUGUCUCGGCCAGCCAGUCCAGGACCUGAGCAACCGGUGUGGCCUUCAUUUCAACACCACAAUCAUGAUAAUAGUUUGUGUGAUGAACUUUGUCAAAGUCCUAGGCGUUGCUUAUACCUGGAUUCAAUCCUUGCGGGCCCAUCGUCGGGAGCGAAGAGCUUACGACUCCACUGCACAGGAGGCUUUGGUAACGAUUGGCGAUUGCAUGCAAUCCUUUUUGAAUCGAAGCGAUGAUCACACAAGGCAGAUGUGUCUCGUGUCGCAGUUUGACUUUGAGCGGGGAAGCUGGCACAGCAACCUUGCUAGUCGACCAUGGCCCGGUCCACUGUUAAUUCGCAAGUUCACAUUGGCCAGUCGGAGGGUUUGGAUCACAACAAUCUCAGCAUGCACAGCAAUAGUGGUCAUUGUCCUCGCGCUCCUGGGAAGGGGCAUUGUACAGCAAAAGAACGAGGGUGUGGAGAUGAGCCUGAGCACUUUCUGGGAACCUGGACUCGGUCGUGCUAACCCAAUGACCGCCAUCCAAAUCUUCAUCUAUCGUGGCCCCUCGCAAUUCUGGGGCGCCGUGAUCCUCGCAAACUCCUGGCAAUUAGAGAUCAGCCUGCUCUACCUCCUAUACAACACCCUUCUCACCCGCCUCUGCGUCGCAGUCGAAUGGAGUCAUUACGGAUUGGAGCGGAAGUUCCUCCGCGUCUCCUGUCCAAAGGGCAUGCAAAGGUCAACGUAUUUCCUCUCCCUACCGUUUCGAUAUAGUGUCCCUCUCAGUGCAUGUCUUCUACUGCUCCAUUGGCUUGUGUCGCAGAGUGUGUUCCUGGCUCGGUCAACGGCAUUCCUGCCAAGCGGCGAACCCAUCGAUUCGGACUCCUCAUCAAGAGCUUGCUACUCCACCAUGGGGAUUAUACUGUCUCUAGCAACAGGGAUAGUUCUUAUUGUUACACUCAUCGGGAUUGGGUUCCAGAGGACAAUGUUCCUCCUUCCACCGGUCUCGACGUGUAGUGCUGCUAUCAGUGCGGCAUGCCACCAACCGGAGGGCGACAGUGAUGCUGCGUUGCUUCCUGUUGAAUGGGCGGUUGUUGUUCCCUCGGACGCGGAGAGUCAGCCGCCAGUUGUUGGACACUGUUCCCUUACAACACUGGCGAAUGCAGAAGGGCCGCAACUCGGCAAAUACUUCCAGUCGCGUGACCUCGUCAUCGCCGAAGCCGUUGCCUCCAGCUACGGCAUCCCUGCGUCGAACUUGAUGAACGUAAACAACGUUCGAUCUUUCAACCAGACCGUGUUUGGCAGCAUCGGCUACGAAACUGGAGCCGCACUAGGAGCCUUCGCCGCAGGGAAAGCAGACGGAUCGAUCAAACACCUCAUCCUAGUCACUAGUGAAGGAUCACUUCAAUUGACUAUCAAGGCCUUCUCCGAUUUCCUUCAUCACGGACUUAACACCGCCAUGCAUUGGUCUCGAUUCCUUCUCAGCAACGAUGGCUACACAGUCGAGCGUUUGAUCCACGGCAUGGAAGCAUCGUAUAAUCAAGUAGCGAGGUGGAACUACAGCAAGGUCUGGGUUACAUUUGGACCAUCUUUCCUUGCAAAAUAUUGCCGAGUUCAGACUGGCGAUCAACUCCUUGAGCUUUUCACAGAUGUGCAGCUUGUCAAGGCUGAUUGCACGCAGGUUGCGAAAUUGAUUCUCCACAAGCACGGCGCCCCUAUGUCUGUCAAGCUGGCGACUAAGGCAGUGGAGGAGUUCAACAAGAUCAAAGAAUAA
This is a messenger RNA of Penicillium cataractarum, 2901 nucleotides long. RefSeq lists its product as uncharacterized. The transcript has 7 exons. Lineage: Eukaryota; Fungi; Ascomycota; Eurotiomycetes; Eurotiales; Aspergillaceae. Bases 1 to 2901 code for a protein of 966 amino acids. The record is from RefSeq and is a predicted model, not a curated record.